UUCGUACGAGCGGUAACUUCACAGAGAACGUUCUUCGCUCCUCCGCCUGUCGCCCACAUCAUCAUCAUCAUCAUCAUCAUCAUCAUCAUCAUCAUCAUCAUCAUCAUCAUCAUCAUCAUCAUCAUCAGCCGCAGCAGCAGCAGCUGAAGCAUCAUCGGCAGCAGGAUCAGUGUGAUGAGGCAGCGGAGGAGGGAGACCUUUCUGCUCUGAGACUCUGGAUCAGCCCGCAGACAGGAUGGCUGAUGUUAUGAACUCCUUGGAGCCUGGGACGGAGGACUUCAGCGGAGGAGGAGCAGUAGGAGAUCAGGACUCAAUCUUCCCAGAAACACACGAGAGGUUUCCGAAGCUGUCCAAGAGGCUCCCUUCCAUUGUGGUGGAGCCGAUGGAUGCGGCCGAGGUGGAGAGCGGCGAGCUCCGCUGGCCGCCAGACGAUCCCGGAUCCCCAGACGCCCAAAGUGAGAGACGGAGAGCUGGCGAUCAAACCGCAGGUGAGGAGAAGUCAAAUGCCGGAGAGAAUGAAGAGGCUUCAGGGGUAGAGAUGCAGGAGUCAAACUGAACAAAACCGUAUGAAAUACACUGUUACUCUACAGAGCUGAAUAGCAGAGCGCCUCAUGAGGACAGAACCUGACAGGAAGGUGAAAUAAGGCCGGACGGCCGACAAGCAGAUUUUUAAACGACAGCCUGUUGGGCCUGGAGCCAGAGUUGAGUCAACUUUUAUUCUAAUUUAUGUUUUACAGUUUAAAAGAUUUUAUUUAUGGGGAACCAAUAUUAUGUUCAGCUAGUUUCCAUCACUCUGCUUAAAAGUAGGUAAACUGUAAAGUUGUUUGCUUCAA
Xiphophorus maculatus (southern platyfish) is the source of this 833-nucleotide messenger RNA. RefSeq names its product protein LBH-like. Bases 236 to 556 code for a protein of 106 amino acids. Lineage: Eukaryota; Metazoa; Chordata; Actinopteri; Cyprinodontiformes; Poeciliidae. The transcript is spliced from 4 exons. The record is from RefSeq and is a predicted model, not a curated record.